CAAGUGCUUCCGGUAUCAGGCAGUGACGCUAUGGUAAACAGAUCUUGUAGCCGUGGCAGCAGCCGAGGGGAGCGAGUUACGCACGGAGUGCUGGUAACUGGAGGAAGAAGCUGCCUGCCAACGUCACCCUUGGCCGCAGAGCGCGGGCAGUGACGUUGUACCUGUGUCCAUGCUGCCUUCUCUGCUUGGAAUGCCUUUCCCUGGCCUCCUUACUUGCUGAACUAUGUGCUCCUCCAGGGCGGGCACCAUGUUGCAUUCAGCUCUGUACCCCCAGCAUCUAGCAGUCUUGGCAUGUAGUAGGCACUCAAGAAAUGUGUGUUGAAUGAACGAUGCCUGUGACAAGCAACUGGACUUUAUUCUUUCCUGACCCUUGCUCCUAUGGCACACCUCUUCUGCCACUGUCACCCCUUCAGAACAGAACUUCUCUAGGGAACCUGGAAGGGAAACAGCUAUGGCCAAGGACAUCCUGGGUGAAGCAGGGCUGCACUUUGAUGAGCUGAACAAGUUGCGGGUGUUGGACCCUGAGGUAACCCAGCAGACCAUAGAGCUCAAGGAAGAGUGCAAGGAGUUUGUGGACAAAAUUGGCCAGUUUCAGAAAAUAGUUGGUGGUCUAAUUGAGCUUGUUGACCAACUUGCAAAAGAAGCAGAAAAUGAAAAAAUGAAGGCCAUUGGUGCUCGGAACUUGCUCAAAUCCAUAGCAAAGCAGAGAGAAGCCCAACAGCAGCAACUUCAAGCACUGAUAGCAGAAAAGAAAAUGCAGCUAGAAAGAAAUGAACUGAAAAUUUCAUUUAUACCAGGAAGGCAAAAAAGCCCCCAAACCAAAAAACCUCUGUACCAUUCCAGUGACUUGACUAAUGACCUACGUCAUGACAGUGUGCAAGGAACACAGCCCUCUGAAGGCAGUAAUGCAGUCCAGGGGUAGGACUGGAGUGAGUGAACAGCUACUGCCAGUGGCCAUGCUGGGCAGGUUCUCACCUCUUACAUUCUUAGUAGGAAUGAAGCAGCCUGUAAACUUUGAUCCUCUUUUUUGUAAACUUACAAAGCUUUGGGAAAAAAAAGCAAUAAACUAUUGUUUUCAAAUG
Marmota monax (woodchuck) is the source of this 1082-nucleotide messenger RNA. It is a transcript of the gene Ift20, whose product is annotated as intraflagellar transport 20. The transcript is spliced from 7 exons. Gene Ontology annotation, cellular component: Golgi apparatus; centrosome; intraciliary transport particle B. Gene Ontology annotation, biological process: centrosome localization; intraciliary transport; protein localization to cilium. The coding region runs from base 452 to 922 and encodes 156 amino acids. NCBI's taxonomy places the organism in Eukaryota, Metazoa, Chordata, Mammalia, Rodentia, Sciuridae. The record is from RefSeq and is a predicted model, not a curated record.